This is a messenger RNA of Haemonchus placei, 897 nucleotides long. Lineage: Eukaryota; Metazoa; Nematoda; Chromadorea; Rhabditida; Trichostrongylidae. The record is from the annotation of a GenBank genome assembly.
GAUCAAAAUCCAAUGGGAACAGGGUCUGAUCCCGAAUUCUUGUUCAACAACUCCUUAUUCGGUUCGUUUGAUGAUCCGCUGUUCCAAGCACGAGCAGCCCAGGUCGCUUUGGCAGAUAUGGACGUCAAGGUGAACAUCACCAAUCCACUAAUGCGACCACACGAUAUGUUUAGUAAUUACCUAAUGACAUCGACGAACGAUCCAACGAACAUCUAUCACGGAUUGCCUGCCGCAUCUGAAGGUUUUGACCCAUCUGUUCUCGUGCCCACCUCAUCGGAACAAGAACAAAUGACCCCUUUGCAGCAGGUAAUGGCUAUGCAAAACUACGGUGCCUCCUCACAUUUCCCUCAAUAUCCCAUGGCAUCAACAUUCCCAUCAACGAUUCCUCCUCAAGUCACCAGAUACCCGUUAGCUGCACCGGCUACAGAAAUCGAUACCGAUCCACGGGAAUUGGAACGAUUUGCUGAGCAUUUUAAACAACGACGUAUAAAACUCGGAGUUACCCAGGCUGAUGUUGGUAAAGCUCUAGCGCAUCUGAAAAUGCCAGGAGUUGGAUCGCUCUCGCAGUCGACAAUUUGUCGCUUCGAAUCCCUAACCCUUUCCCAUAACAAUAUGGUCGCUCUGAAACCUAUUCUUCACAGUUGGUUGGAAAAGGCCGAAGAAGCCGUAAAGCAAAAAGAUGGCUGCGGAGACAUCUCAGGAAUUCUUCCGAAUACCGACAAGAAGCGAAAGCGGACCAGCAUCGCAGCACCUGAAAAACGACUCCUUGAGGACUAUUUUAGACAACAACCGCGACCGUCUGGUGAGCGAAUCGCUGCUAUUGCCGAUAAGCUGGACCUCAAAAAGAACGUCGUUCGGGUGUGGUUCUGUAACCAGCGACAAAAGCAAAAGAGGUAG